GAUAGCUGUGUUGUGAGUCUCGGCGGUCACUUGUUUGGGAAAGUGCACGAAGAGGAGUCGCCAUGUCUUUCUCUCUGUCGUCAGCUGUAGAUGAAGAGGUGAAGAAGGAGGAUGCUGAAAAGGUUGAGUUCAAGUUUCCCUGGCAAAAAGGAGACAAGGAGGAUGGCAAGAAGAAGUCUGACAGCAAGGAAAAGUCCUCCAGCAAGGACAAGUCCGACAGCAAGGAAAAGUCUGACAGCAAGGACAAGUCCGCCAGCAAGGAUGGAGACGGCAAAGACCACAAGAAGGAGAAGAAGAAAAAGGAACUGAAGGAUGGAGAAACAGCAGGCACCUCGUCCUCUUCCUCGUCCUCAUCUUCCUCCUCCAGCAGUGAUGAGGGGUGAUGGUUCCCGGGGGACCGGACUGCACCGCUAGUCUCUCAUGAUCUCGUCUGUAAAGUUACUGUGUGUGGUUGAGUGUGCAGCAGUAUCAGCUUUUCUUCCUUUCCCCUCACGACGGUGUCACAGAAACAUACUGGCCUUGUGUAAACAAGUCUGCUGAUCCCUGGAAGUAAAUGUUCUGACAACCAA
Messenger RNA from Chelmon rostratus (copperband butterflyfish), 569 nucleotides. RefSeq names its product protein PXR1. The coding region runs from base 63 to 383 and encodes 106 amino acids. The record is from RefSeq and is a predicted model, not a curated record. Lineage: Eukaryota; Metazoa; Chordata; Actinopteri; Chaetodontiformes; Chaetodontidae. The transcript is spliced from 4 exons.